Haemonchus placei is the source of this 2145-nucleotide messenger RNA. The record is from the annotation of a GenBank genome assembly. Lineage: Eukaryota; Metazoa; Nematoda; Chromadorea; Rhabditida; Trichostrongylidae.
AUGUCUAGCAAGAAGAAACCGACGAUAACUACUUGUGAUAAGUGCCAAUGUACUGUGCUGGUGAAAGAUUUUCCCCGUCAUAGCGAAAUGUGCGGCUCAGCACCACAUUAUUGGGAGAUGAGUUUAAUAAAGCCACGAUACAUAAUGAAAGGCUUCGUCGUGCAGUGUGACAAGUCGAGUGAUUAUCUCCCGCCUGAUACGAGUGGUUGGCUCCGUAGAUAUUCGGUUUUAAUGCAUCCACAAGCAAUGGAAAUACUUGAUAUUAACCCGAGGCAACCAGUUCGUGUUCAAACUCCUGUCCACGAGUUCAUCGGAGUGGUAUGGCCAUGUAAAGAGUUGGGAAUUUUACGCUUGUCUCUCACAGAGGACAAUGCACCAUGGGAGAAACUUGUCUCGAUUAUACCUAUUUGGAAUCCAUUACAUCUCCAACGAAUAUCUGUUUCCAUCGACUCACCCUUGCCAAUGGCCGUGGAAUCAUUACAAGACUAUAUACAGAUGUAUUUGACGAACUCUUAUAUUCAACCUGGAAUUGCCAUACCUAUGAAUUAUUAUGGAAAAGUUAUUCAAAUCGUUCCAGACGUCCCUCUCGAGCUUACAUUGAAGGAUAUGUCGCUUGAAGAUGGAGAAUUAGAGUCUGAACAUGUGGUCUUCGUUCCCUCCGACUGUACCGUCUCCGUAACUUCGGCUACAUCGCCCCAAAUAGCAGAAGAUCCUCUAUCAGCUGUGUAUGCCUUAGGUGGGAUGCAUACAGCGAAGAAAACACUGAUGGAUUUUGUUCUGGUACCGUAUUUGAGGGACAGAUCCUGUUGUUCUGUAUUACUGUGGGGUUUGCCAGGAAGUGGCAAGACAUUUCUACUAUCUGCUGUCGCCAAAGCUCUGGGAGGCUCGGCAUUCUACUGCCAGUCAAUGGAUGAAUUCAACGAGAAAUACGCUCUAAUCCCGUCACAAUGUAUUGUUAUUCUGGAUUGGCCAUCUGUGGACAGAGAGCACAAAGGAUUCAACAAACUAGUUCAAUUGUUAGAUAAUAAGUGUGCAGCCGUAAUACUAUCUGUGAGACAAGCAGAAGAUCUUGACCUUGGAGUAAGGGUCAGGUUUCCUGUUGAAGUCGAAGUCGAUGUUCCAAUGGAGGAAGAACGAAUAGAAAUCCUGCGCUCUCUCACAAAUAGUCCUGAUGAUGUGAUCGUAGAAUUGGCAAAACGUACACAUGGUUUCACUGGAGGCGAUUUGCAAUCACUGGUUCUCGCAUCCCGCUUCACAGAAGGCCAGAAUGACAGCGAAAGGCUGGAAAAUGCUCGAAAACGUGUUCGGCCAACUGGAAUUCGGCAGUUUAUUUUGGAGGUGCCUCAUGUGAGUUGGGAUGACAUUGGAGGUAGUGAAGAACUCAAACUCGAAAUUCAGCAGGCUGUAAUUUGGCCUCAGAAACAUCGUGAUGCGUUCGAACGAUUCGGCAUUGAUCCUCCUUCAGGAAUCCUUUUGUACGGUCCUCCUGGUUGUAGCAAGACAUUGGUUGCACGUGCUCUCGCUACUGAGUCGAAAAUGAAUUUCUUAGCCGUCAAAGGGCCAGAAUUGUUCAGCAAGUGGGUUGGAGAAUCGGAAAAAGCAAUUCGGGAUUUGUUCUCCAGGGCGAGGCAGGUAGCCCCCACAAUCGUAUUCUUUGAUGAAAUUGAUGCUGUCGGAAGCUCGAGAGGGUCUGAAAAGAGUUCAGGUGUUUCUGAUCGGGUCCUAGCACAGCUAUUAACGGAGCUUGAUGGACUCGAGAAACAAAGUGGCGUCCUUCUUCUUGCUGCAACAAAUCGUCCAGAUCAGCUUGACAGUGCCCUACUUAGACCUGGUCGUCUUGACCGUGCAAUCUACGUCGGUCUUCCAUGUCCCAAAACGCGGCGGGCUAUUAUCGAAAUGAGAACAAAGCGAAUGACUAUGGCUGAAGAUGAUAUCGUUGACAGAUUAGUCAACAAAACUGAAGGAUACUCGGGAGCUGAGCUGGUUGCUGUUUGUCGACAAGCUGCGCUCCUUGCAAUGCGAGAGAACAUAGAAGCAACAGAAGUGCGAUGGCAACAUUUCGAAGAGACUCUGACCACAAUUGUGCCACGAACAGAGCACCAUAUGCUGCAAGCAUAUGAAAAAUUCAAGCGAGGGGUGAUGUAG